AUGGCAUUGGAGAUCAAGAAAUUGAGAGUCUAUGGGGAUUCAUCAAUCAUGAUCUAUCAAACUCAAGGGAAGUUGAAAACCAACGACGAGAAGCUGAAACCCUACCAGGAACAUUUGGAAGGGAUAAUAAAAAAUCUUAAAGAAAUCACCUUCGAAUACUUGCCAAGAGUCAACAAUAGGUUUGCAGACGCUUUGGCCACCCUAGAUUUGAUGGUUGAGUGUAGCUUGGACACCGAGAUCCGUUCAUUUCUGGUAGAAAGAAUGUGUGAAUUGGCAUAUAAAAAGUCAGUGAAUGCUCUCAAAACCGAUGGGAGGACAUGGCUUGCACCCGUAAUUGAUUUCAUCAGAGAAAGGAAGUACCUUGAAUAUUCUACAAUGGGUGAAAAGAAGCGGUUACGGAAAUAUGCCACGUAA
Messenger RNA from Telopea speciosissima, 414 nucleotides. RefSeq lists its product as uncharacterized. The transcript has a single exon. Gene Ontology annotation, molecular function: nucleic acid binding; RNA-DNA hybrid ribonuclease activity. The record is from RefSeq and is a predicted model, not a curated record. NCBI's taxonomy places the organism in Eukaryota, Viridiplantae, Streptophyta, Magnoliopsida, Proteales, Proteaceae. Bases 1 to 414 code for a protein of 137 amino acids.